AUGUUUUCGACGAAGAAAGUAGGAGCAAUAUAUACAUGUGUUGGAUGGCCUUGUUACCGUACUGAGCCAUGUGGUGGUGGUUGUCAUUGCUUACUUGCUAAGGUUGGACCUGGUUAUUGUGCAAGAGACAAACAUGUUACUAAGAUGGUGGAAGAGCAUCCUGAUUUAUGUGAGUCUGAUGCAGACUGCACAAGAAAGGGAAGUGGGAGCUUAUGUGCAUUCUAUCCAAAAUCGUAUCUUAAAUAUGGUUGGUGUUUUGAUACUAACUCUGAUGCAGAAGCCUCGUUCAAGAAUGCUCUUAGCUCUGAAUUUGCAAACAUGUUGAAGAUGCCCUGA
Messenger RNA from Vicia faba (fava bean), 336 nucleotides. The record is from the annotation of a GenBank genome assembly. NCBI's taxonomy places the organism in Eukaryota, Viridiplantae, Streptophyta, Magnoliopsida, Fabales, Fabaceae.